AUGUCACGAAAGCAACCAAUCUAUGAAAUAGGUCCAUUUAUAUCAAGUGCCGACAACACGGACACGCAGUUGAAUGUUCAUGCCUGCGACAAACUCUUUAAAAUCGAUCUGUUUACUUCAAGCUUCGAAAACUCGCCUCUCCUCCUGGCCGAAUAUCUUUGCCAUGUUCGACGCCAAGAGCCAGAAUGGAUCCUUGAUGGGUCCGAGACUUGGGAGUUUGAAGACCCCCUUGAAGAAAUGCAUGAUUGGAUCUUACAACCAUUUCUGCCAAUCUUCCGGGAACUUGGUUCCCUAGACCCGAGCCGGAAGUACACUCUCGAGGAUUGUCUGUUUGCAGAAGAAUUGCACUACACUGUACAGGUGGUGGAAAACAAGGUGGUUCCCGUUUAUCUCAGCAACACCAAGAACAUGAAACAUCAUCUGCACUGCCAGGAGUACCUCGCAAGUCUACGGGGUGACGCGCGUAUUACCGCCAGGGAGAUUCUCACUUAUUCAAAAAUUCGCAUGGCUAAAUUCGAUUCCCCGAUUCUCACAUCACAACUGGAAGGGCUGGUCCAGGAUGAUGAUGGACUCAACUGUAUUGAUGGACGUGAUCCCAAAUAUUCCGGGCUCCGACAUAAAUGGGUCGAUCAGGUUUCGCACACACUCAAACAGUUUCAUUCACAUAACAUUAUUUGGGGAGAUGCGAAGGCAGCCAAUGUUCUUGUUGACGUCAACAACGAUGCAUACCUAAUUGAUUUUGGGGGCGGUUAUACUCAGGGUUGGGUUGAGAAGGAGAAGUCUAACUCAGUCGAGGGAGACCUCCAGGGGCUCGAAAAUAUCAAGCGGUUCCUUCAAAUAAAAAGCUAG
Penicillium mononematosum is the source of this 849-nucleotide messenger RNA. RefSeq lists its product as uncharacterized. The record is from RefSeq and is a predicted model, not a curated record. Lineage: Eukaryota; Fungi; Ascomycota; Eurotiomycetes; Eurotiales; Aspergillaceae. The coding region runs from base 1 to 849 and encodes 282 amino acids. The transcript has 4 exons.